GUUUCCAUUUCUCUCCACUGUAGUGUUGUCAAGGAGGAGAUUUCAGACGACAAUGCGAAGCUGCCCUGUUUCAACGGGAGAGUCGUCUCCUGGCUGGUGUCUUCGGAGACCCCCCAGCCCGAGCCGGUGCCGACUCCCGCAGAGACCCGACCGGAGCCCUCGCCCCCACCGCCUCCCCUGCCCCCGCUGCCCGUGGAGAGGACCAGCGGCAUCGGGGACUCCCGGCCCCCCUCCUUCCACCCUAACAUCUCAGGCAGCCGGGAGAACCUGGAGCAGGAGACGGAGACGGAGUCAGUCGUGUCGCUGCGGAGGGAGAGGCCACGGCGCCGGGAGAGCACGGAGCAUGGUGGCGGACACCGGCCGAACGGACAGUCGCGGCUGGAACGACACCUGGCCGGCUAUGAGAGCUCGUCCACCCUGCUGACCAGUGAGAUCGAGACCACCAGCCUGUGUGACUCAGAUGAUGACGACACCAUGAGCAGGUUCAGCAGCUCCACAGAACAGAGCAGCGCCUCCCGCCUCCUCAAGCGGCACCGGAGGCGGCGGAAGCAGCGCCCCCCGCGCCUGGAGCGGACGUCUUCCUUCAGCAGCGUCACCGACUCUACCAUGUCGCUCAACAUCAUCACGGUCACCCUCAACAUGGAGAAGUACAACUUCCUGGGAAUCUCCAUCGUGGGGCAGAGCAAUGAGCGGGGGGACGGAGGCAUCUACAUCGGCUCCAUCAUGAAGGGGGGAGCCGUGGCGGCUGAUGGGCGCAUUGAGCCAGGGGACAUGCUGCUUCAGGUGAACGACAUUAACUUUGAGAACAUGAGCAACGACGACGCCGUCAGAGUCCUGAGGGAGAUCGUCCACAAGCCAGGCCCGAUCGUGCUGACAGUGGCCAAAUGCUGGGACCCUUCCCCCCAGGGGUACUUCACGCUGCCCAGGAAUGAGCCCAUCCAGCCCAUCGACCCAGCGGCCUGGGUCUCCCACUCGGCCGCCCUGACCGGCGCCUUCGCCGCCUACCCCGGGACCACCUCCAUGAGCACCAUCACCUCCGGGAGCUCCGUGGCCGAGACCGAGCGCUUCGACGACUUCAAUCUGUCGGUCCACACGGACAUGGCGUCCGUCACGAAGGCCAUGGCGUCCCCGGAGUCGGGGCUGGAGGUCCGCGACCGCAUGUGGCUGAAAAUCACCAUUCCCAACGCGUUCCUGGGCUCGGACGUGGUGGACUGGCUGUAUCACCACGUCGAGGGCUUCCAGGACCGGCGGGAGGCGCGGAAAUACGCCAGCAACCUGCUGAAAGCCGGCUUCAUCCGGCACACGGUGAACAAGAUCACGUUCUCCGAGCAGUGCUACUACGUCUUCGGGGACCUGCGCGGCUGCGAGAACUACAUGGCCAACCUCUCUCUCAACGACAACGACGGCUCGAGCGGGGCCUCGGACCAGGACACGCUGGCCCCGCUCCCGCUGCCCGGGGCCACGCCCUGGCCCCUGAUGCCCACCUUCUCCUACCAGUACCCGGCCCCGCACCCCUACAGCCCCCAGCCCCCGCCCUACCACGAGCUCUCCUCCUACAGCUACGGUAUGGGCAGCGCCGGGAGCCAGCACAGCGAGGGGAGCCGGAGCAGCGGCUCUAACCGGAGCGACGGGGGCGGUGGGGGCCGGGGGAAGGCCAAGGACGAGAAGGCGGCCCCCGACUCCAAGUCGGGCAGCGGCAGCGAAUCGGAGUACUCGACCCGCAGCAGCCUGCGGCGGGCGGAGCCGGGGGGCGGGGCCAGCGGCGGAGGCCCCGCCCCCGCAGUAGGCGGGGCCGAGGCGGGCGGGGCUCCUCAGCGCAGCCACCAUAGCUUGGUGAGCAGCAUGCGGUCCCACCACUCCCUCCACUCCUACGGGCCCCCCGGCAUGCCCCUGCCCUACAACCCCAUGAUGGUGAUGAUGAUGCCCCCGGGGCCCCCCAGCGCCGGUCCUGCCUCCGUGCAGCCCCCCGGCGCCCCCCCGGUCCGUGACCUGGCCUCGGUGCCCCCCGAGCUCACCGCCAGCCGCCAGUCCUUCCACAUGGCCAUGGGCAACCCCAGCGAGUUCUUCGUGGACGUCAUGUGACCUGCUGGCCGCCCCCGGAGCCGUCUGACGCCACGGGACCGACCCCGCCAUCUGUGUCAUGUGACCCAGCUCGUCGGCACCUCAACCUCCAUGUUGCCUUGAUGCCCUGUGACCUCCGUCCAAGCCAAGGAGCCUUGAGAAGCCACCUGGCCGAACUCUUGGCCACAUGGCUAUCACUCGUUGCCUUGAGAUCACGUGACCUGCCAUCCACUCGGAGCCUUCGGAUGCCAUGUGACCAACCGAUAUCACGUGAUCUCCAUCCACACAAGCUUUUGCGGGGGUCACGUGAGGCAGCCUUGACCUCUAGCCACAGAGCCUUCCGGGGUCAUGCGCCCCACCCACGUGGCCCCUUGUGGUCAUGUGACAGCCUGUGGCAACCGUGUCGUCAUGUGACCUCCGGCCAUGGGGCCUUCUGGGGUCAUGUGACUGACUUCGUGGCCACCUGGAUGUCACAUGAGCAAGACCGCUGCCCGAUUCCCUGUGAUCAUGUGACACCCCCACCACCACGUCCCUGACAUCAGACGGGCUCCAUCAACCAAGUCUUCCGCGGUCACGUGACCACUUGUGGCCCUUCGUGACUCAGUCUUCCUGUCCUGUUGCUGCCUUGAUGUCACAUGACCGGCGCUUGGUCCGGUGACUUAGUUUCCCUGGGCCGUCUGACAGCCGUUUCCUGUCCCGUGACCUGCCACCAGCGGCCCCGCGAGUCGCCAGUUUUAGUCAGGUGGUUGCCCUCCGGGGCCAUGGCGGCCUUUCUUAAAGUCACAUGACCCGGCACCAGGUCACGUGACCCUCAGCUGGGGAGCAAAGCCCGGACUGGGGGCUUGAGCCGGGGCUUUUUCUCCAGUUUUUGGGUGGUACUUUCCCAAACCACCCCUUCCCCUGUUGGUACUGACACCCCCACUCCCCUGGUGCCGCUCGGUGCCGCCCCCCGGUGUGGAUGAAGUGACGAGAUCUUUUUUCCUCCUGAAAAGAUCCUUUUUUUAUAACUUUUUUUAUUAUCGAUUUUUAAAAAACAAAAAAAAAAACACCACGUUCUUUGAGACAUUUUUAUAAACGUUCUUUGUAUUAAAAAAAAAAAUGCACAGUUUUGGAAAGGUCCCACCCCAUUUUAUCCUCUGGCCCCCAAAACUCGCAUAAUCAGGGUGUCUGAUUGAGAUGGGGGUCCAAUUACCUACCCCCAGCAAGCUAUGACCCCUCUCCGCCUGCACACACGGUCAACUACAAGCUUCCCUCGACUCCGUCCUUUCUUUCCUCCCCCUCUUGCAUUUGGGGGGCACCCCCUCUCCCCCCUGGCCAAUAUUGACCUUUCCAGUCUAGACCAGGAGGUCAAUCUUGGGAUGCUCAGGGGGGUGGGGCAUUUCUGAUGGGGAAGCCAAGACCACUUUAGUUUGGAGAGUUGGGGGGAUAUUCCCGAUCCGCCCCUGUUGCUUGGGGGCCUCCGAGAUGGCUCGGAUCACCCCCAAGGGGUGGCGAUUCUGUUUCCCUCAACACACAGCAUAUGUACCCCCCUUCCCAUGAAUGGUUCUGGGGCCCCCCUUUUUUCCAGCCCCUCACAUAGGCUCUGUACCCCUCCUAAUGGGGUAGGGGGUCCUCUAUUUCUCCAGCCCCCUACAUACACUACCUACCCCCCCUAAAUGGGGCUGGGGGAUCCCCAUUUCUCUAGCUCCACACAUAGGGUACAUAACCCCCAUAAAUUGGUGCUGGGGGUCCCCCAUUUCUCUUAGCAGUGCCCCUCCACUGCUGAGGGGGUGGGGGGCAUGGUAGCAGAAUCUUAUUUUGAAUAAUGUAUUUAUUUUUAGCUCUUUGUGUAUUAAAAGAACAAUAAAAAUAAAAAAUAAAGCAAAGG
This is a messenger RNA of Dermochelys coriacea (leatherback sea turtle), 3928 nucleotides long. It is a transcript of the gene DVL2, whose product is annotated as dishevelled segment polarity protein 2. Gene Ontology annotation, biological process: intracellular signal transduction; canonical Wnt signaling pathway. Gene Ontology annotation, molecular function: frizzled binding. The transcript has 14 exons. The record is from RefSeq and is a predicted model, not a curated record. Gene Ontology annotation, cellular component: cytosol. Lineage: Eukaryota; Metazoa; Chordata; Testudines; Dermochelyidae. The annotation marks the transcript as partial.